Molecule: messenger RNA, 11333 nt
Organism: Myxocyprinus asiaticus (Chinese sucker)
Lineage: Eukaryota; Metazoa; Chordata; Actinopteri; Cypriniformes; Catostomidae
Product: titin-like
Exons: 133
Coding region: 302-7486 (2394 amino acids)
Cellular component (GO): membrane; sarcoplasmic reticulum
Molecular function (GO): signaling receptor binding
Source: RefSeq, a predicted model, not a curated record
AUACCCAUGUGAGGGAGAAAUAACAUUGGCUAAAAUACCAGCACCUAUUUGCCUUCUCCCCUGCCUGAACUCCCCUGUUUACAUCCCAUUCUCCCCCAGCCAUGCUCACCAAUCCGGCACUUUGAAGACCUUCAUCCCACAUUUUCUCAUGAUUUUGUUAGGAUUCACCUGUGGAUUGCAUGGGGACAACAAAAAGGAAUAUCAUUUCCUGAGUGUGAUUUAACAUCAACUGGGUGAAAGUCCAAAUAAGAUUACACAAGCAAAAUCAAAGGACAAUCGGAACUGAAAACAGAACUACACAAUGGCUCAGGCAACUAAAGGUGCAGAAAUAAAGCCCAUCCCUCCCACCGCUGCAGAUGCUCCUGCAAGGCCAGUGCCUCCAGACUCUCUCACAGCCAGAAGCCAUGGAUUUUUAAGAGUCUUGAAUCGUCCUGCACAAUGGCUGGUCAUCAUCACACUUCUGGUCUCAUGGUCAUUAGCUGGUGUUGUCAUGUUUGACUUUGUGAGUGACGAUCAGCUUGCAACCAUCCAGGAUUUUGCCUCAGAUCCAAUGUUAGCAGUGGACAAGGCCAGUGAAGGCAUAUACAACGGGAUAAACCAUGUGAACAAUAUCUUUACUAAUACUCACGAGACCAUCACUGAAGUGAUCUUUAAUCCGAUGGAUGCUGUUAAUUUAGCAGUGGCUUCUUUGUCAGGAUUAUUUAUUGCUGGUGAGGAUGCAGGGAUCACUGAAACAGUGAAACGUGGUGGUGUAGUAUUAGAUGACAUCACAGAAUGGAUUAGAUCCCCAGUGGGCAACUUAUUCCACCUCUUUGAAGAUAUCCUGGAUACUGUGAUCAUUAAUCCAGCGGAAAUGGCCAGCGAAGCAGUUGUGCAAAUUUUAAGAUGGCUCAAGACCAUUUUAAUAUAUAUUUCAACCAUACUUGGGGGAAUUAAAGAUUGGAUCCCCAAUAUGAGCACUAAUCCAAUGGAAUUGGCCAGCAAUUUUGUUGAGGAGGCUACAGACCUAAAGAACUCUGUCUCUAACUACCUAACCAACCUGUUUACAGGCAAAGAAGGUGGUAUUCCUGACAUUAGAUUUGAUCCCAUGAAAGUCGUCACAGAUACUGUUGAGGAAUUUACUGACAGGAGGGACAUGUUCUUGGCCUAUCUCUCAAAUAUGCUCAUGAAGGACAAAGAUUACACACCACAAGUGAUAAGAAGAAAAGGAGAAUUCCUGCCCCCUAUGGAAAAAGUUCUUGAACAUGUGAAAGAGGCCAAAGAGAAAAAAGCUAGAGAGGAGAUUUUCAAAAUCAUUCAAGACAUGAGAGGUAAGAAGGACGAAAGAGAAGAGGACGAAAUAACACUACAAAAAAUAAAUAUUACAGUACAAAAAGCAAGGAAAAAAGAAAAGGCUGAACCCAACAAAAUGAUGAUAGAAAAAGUUCAAAGAAAAGAGAAACCCAAAGAGGAUAAGACUCCAGAACCAACAGAAAAGCACACGAGGGAAAAGCCUAAUAAAAAGCUCAAGGUGACUAAAGUGGAUGAAGAACUCCCUCUAAAAAAGAAGAAACCUGAAGUGAAAUCUGGAGAAAAACCAUCAAAACCUAAAAGAACUGUAGAAGCUGAAGACCAUAAAAAACCUCCUUCUAAAAAGAAAACGCAAGGUGUUCAGAAAGCUGAAGCUGAGAAAAAGGUUACACCUGCAAAGAAAGAAGUUGAAUCUGUGAAAGAAAACAUUAAACCUGAGGACAUUCCUAAAGAUAUUGAGAUUGACAAGAAGAAAGCAAAAGCUGUUCUCUUAAAGAGAGAAGCUGAAGUGGCUAAAGAAGAGACUAAACCAGCACCAUCUAAAAAAGAGGUUAAGGUUGCUAAAGAAAAAGCUAAAGAAGCCCCUGUGCUGAAAGAGCGUGAAGUUCCAAAAGAAAAAGUCAAACCAGCUCGUUCAAAGAAAGAGACUGAAGUUGUCAAGGAAAAACUUAAACCCCUUCCUGCUAAGAAAGAAGCUGAAAAGAUCAAGGAAGAAAAGGCUAAACCAACUCCACCAGAAACAGUUGCUGAGGCUGUAAAAGAAAAGGCUGAACCUGCAGUUGUGAAAAAGAAAGAACCUGAGGUUACUAUAGAGAAGGUCAAGCCUGCACCUUCCAAGAAAGAAGGUGAAGUUGCCAAAGAAAAAGCUAAAACUGUGAAGAAAGAAGCUAAAGGUACUCAGGAGAAGGUAAAACCAGCUCCCUUAAAGAAAGAUGGUGAAAAAAUUAAAGAGAAAACAAAGCCAUCACCAGAUAAGAAAGAGGAUGAAGCCCACAAGGAGAAAGAUAAGCCAGCCCCUGUGAAAAAAGAGCUUGAAGAGAAACCAAAAACAGCUCCUGUGAAAAAAGAGCCUGAAGUUGCAACAGAAAAAGUUAAACCAGUACCUUCAAAGAAAGAUACUGGAGAUACUAAGGAGAAAGUGAAACCAGCCUCAGCUAUGAAAGAGCCUGAGGUUUCCAAAGAAAAGUCCAAGCCAGAACCCUUGAAGAAAGAGGCUGAAGCUGUUGAAAAGGAGGCAAAACCAGCUCUAGCCAAAAAAGAGGCCAAGGUUGCCAAAGAGCCAGCUAAACCUGUGGUCGUAGAAAAAGUGGAUGAAGUCGUCCAAAAGAAGGAAAAAAUAACUCCUGUAAAGAAAGAGCCUGAAAUGAUCAAAGAGAAGGAGAAACCUUCAAAGAAAGAAGCAGAAGCUGUGCAAGAAAAGCCCAAACCUGCAUCUGUAAAGAAAGAACCUGAAAUGACAAAAGAGAAGGCAAAACCUGUACCUUCAAAAAAAGAGGCAGAAGUUAAGGAGAAAGUUCAGCCUGUUGCUGUGAAAAAAGAACCUGCUGUUGCAGUAGAAAAGGCAAAACCAAAACCUUCUCCAAAGAAAGAGCCUGAAGUUACCAAAGAGAAAGAGAAACAAACACCUCCAAAGAAAGAGCCUGAGAUAGCCAAAGAAAAAACCAAGCCACCAAAGAAAGAGAUUGAAGUCAUGAAAGAGAAAUCUAAACCAGCCCCUGAGAAGAAAGAGGCUGACGUGAUUAAGGAGAAGGCUAAACCAGCUCCUGUAAAGAAAGAGGCUGGAGUUGUUAAGGAAAAAGCCAUAGCUACUGAGAAGAAAGAGGCUGAAGUCAUCAAGGAGAAAGCCAAACCAGCUCCUGUAAAGAAAGAGCCUGAAGUCACCAAAGAAAAAGCUGAAUCAGCCCCUCUGAAAGAUGAGGUUCCAAAGGAAAAGACAAAACCAGUCCCUAAAAAGGAAGAACCUGAAAUAACCAAAGAGAAACCAAAGCCAGCACCAAAGAAAGAGGCUGAACCUGUCAAAGAGAAAGCCAAACCAGCCCCUAAGAAGAAAGAGGCUGAAGUCAUCAAGGAGGAAGUUAAACCUGCUCCUGAGAAAAAAGCUGAAGUCAUCAAGGAGAAAGCUAAACCAGCUCCUGUAGAGAAAGAGCCUGAACUUGCUAAAGAAAAGGCACCUGAACCAACACCAGAAGGAGAGCCUGAAGUUGUCAAGGAGAAAGCUAAACCAGCCCCUAAGACGAAAGAGGCUGAAGUCAUCAAGGAGAAAGUUAAACCAGCUCCUGUAAAGAAAGAGCCUGAGGUUGCUAAAGAAAAGACACCUGAACCAACACCAGAACCUGCAAUGAAAGUUGUAGCUCCAAAGGCAAAAUUAGUCCCUGACAAAGAAGCACCUGAAGUAACCAAAGAAAAGCCCAAGCCAGCACCAAAGAAAGAGGCAGAAGUCGUUAAGGAGAAUGCUAAACCAGCCCCUAAGAUGAAAGAGGCUGAAGUCAUCAAGGAGAAAGUUAAACCAGCUCCUGUAAAGGAAGAGCCUGAGGUUGCUAAAGAAAAGACACCUGAACCAACACCAGAACCGGAAAUGAAAGUUGUAGCUCCAAAGAAGGCAAAACCAGUCCCUGACAAAGAUGCACCUGAGGUAACCAAAGAAAAGCCCAAGCCAGAACCAAAGAAAGAGGCAGAAGUCAUUAAGGAGAAAGCUAAACCUGCCCCUAAGUUGAAAGAUGCUGAAGUCAUCAAGGAGAAAGUUAAACCAGCUCUUGUAAAGAAAGAGCCUGAGGUUGCUAAAGAAAAGACACCUGAACCAACACCAGAACCUGCAGUGAAAGUUGUAGCUCCAAAGGCAAAAUUAGUCCCUGACAAAGAAGCACCUGAGGUAACCAAAGAAAAGCCCAAGCCAGCACCAAAGAAAGAGGCAGAAGUCGUUAAGGAGAAAGCUAAACCAGCCCUUAAGAUGAAAGAGGCUGAAGUCAUCAAGGAGGAAGUUAAACCAGCUCCUGUAAAGAAAGAGCCUGAGGUUGCUAAAGAAAAGACACCUGAACCAACACCAGAACCUGCAAUGAAAGUUGUAGCUCCAAAGAAGGCAAAACCAGUCCCUGAUAAAGAAGCACCUGAGGUAACCAAAGAAAAGCCCAAGCCAGCACCAAAGAAAGAGGCAGAAUUCGUUAAGGAGAAAGCUAAACCAGCCCCUAAGAUGAAAGAUGCUGAAGUCAUCAAGGAGAAAGUUAAACCAGCUCCUGUAAAGAAAGAGCCUGAGGUUGCUAAAGAAAAGACACCUGAACCAACACCAGAGCCUGCAAUGAAAGUUGUAGCUCCAAAGAAGGCAAAAUUAGUCCCUGACAAAGAAGCACCUGAGGUAACCAAAGAAAAGCCCAAGCCAGCACCGAAGAAAGAGGCAGAAGUCAUUAAGGAGAAAGCUAAACCUGCCCCUAAGAUGAAAGAUGCUGAAGUCAUCAAGGAGAAAGUUAAACCAGCUCCUGUAAAGAAAGAGCCUGAGGUUGCUAAAGAAAAGACACCUGAACCAACACCAGAACAUGCAAUGAAAGUUGUAGCUCCAAAGAAGGCAAAACCAGUCCCUGACAAAGAAGCACCUGAGGUAACCAAAGAAAAGCCCAAGCCAGCACCAAAGAAAGAGGCAGAAGUCGUUAAGGAGAAAGCUAAACCAGCUGCUGUAAAGAAAGAGCCUGAGGUUGCUAAAGAAAAGACACCUGAACCAACACCAGAACAUGCAAUGAAAGUUGUAGCUCCAAAGAAGGCAAAACCAGUCCCUGACAAAGAAGCACCUGAGGUAACCAAAGAAAAGCCCAAGCCAGCACCAAAGAAAGAGGCAGAAGUCGUUAAGGAGAAAGCUAAACCAGCUGCUGUAAAGAGAGAGCCUGAGGUUGCUAAAGAAAAGACACCUGAACCAACACCAGAACAUGCAAUGAAAGUUGUAGCUCCAAAGAAGGCAAAACCAGUCCCUGACAAAGAAGAACCUGAGGUAGCCAAAGAAAAGCCCAAGCCAGCACCAAAGAAAGAGGCAGAAGUCAUUAAGGAGAAAGCUAAACUUGCCCCUGAGAUGAAAGAGGCUGAAGUCAUCAAGGAGAAAGCUAAACCAGCUCCUGUAAAGAAAGUGCCUGAAGUUGCAAAAGAAAAAGCACCUAAGCCAACACCAGAACCCUCAAAGAAAGUUGAGGUUUCAAAGGAAAAGGCAAAACCAGUCCCUGAAAAGGAAGCACCUGAGAUAACAAAAGAAAAGCCAAAGCCAGCACAAGAGAAAGAGGCUGAAGUCAUUAAGGAAAAGGCUAAACCAGCCCCUGAGAAGAAAGGGACUGAAGUCAUCAAGGAGAAAGCUAAACCAGCUCCUGUAAAGAAAGAGGCUGAAGCAAUUAAGGAGAAAGUUAAACCAGCCCCUGAGAAGAAAGAGGCUGUAGUCAUUAAAGAGAAAGUUAAACCAGUUCCUGUAAAGAAAGAACCUGAAGUCAUCAAAGUGAAAGCAAAACCAGCCCCUGAGAAGAAAGAGGCUGAAGUCAUCAAGGAGAAAGUUAAACCAGCUCCUGUAAUGAAAGAACCUGAGAUAACCAAAGAAAAGGCCAAGCCAGCACCAAAGAAAGAGGCUGAAGUCAUCAAAGAGAAAGUGAAACCAGCCCCUGAGAAGAAAGAUGCUGAAGUCAUCAAAGAGAAAGCUAAACCAACUCCUGUAAAGAAAGAGCCUGAAGUUGCUAAAGAAAAGGCACCUGAACCAACACCAAAACCUGCAAAGAAAGUUGAGGUUCCAAAGGAAAAGGCAAAACCAGUUCCUAAAGAGAAAGAACCUGUGCUAACUAAAGAAAAGCUGAAGCCAGCACCAAAGAAAGAGGUUGAAGUCCUCAAGGAGGAAAUUAAACUAGCCCCUGUAAAGAAAGAGGCUGAAGUCAAGGAGAAAGCUAAACCAGCUCCUGUAAAGAAAGAAGCUGAAAUCGUCAAAGAGAAAUCAAAACCAGCCCCUAAAAAGAAAGAGGCUGAUGUCAUCCAGGAGAAAGCUAAACUAGCUCCUGAAAAGAAAGGGCUUAAAGUUGCCAAAGAAAAGGCACAUGAACCUACACCAGAACCUACAAAGAAAGAGGAUGAUGUUGUCAAAGAGAAAGCAAAACCACCCCCUAAGAAAAAAGAGGCUGAAGUCAUCAAGAAGAAAGCUAAACCAGGCCCUGAGAAGAAAGAAGCUGAAGUCAUCAAGGAGAUAGCUAAACCAGCUCCUGUAAAGAAAGAGCCUGAAGUUGUCAAAGAGAAAGCUAAACCAGCCCCUAAGACAAAAGAGGCUGAAGUCAUCAAGGAGAAGGUUAAACCAGCUCCUGUAAAGAAAGAGCCUGAAGUUACAAAAGAAAAAGCACCUGAACCAACACCAGAACCUGCAAAGGAAGUUGAGGUUCCAAAGGAAAUGGCAAAACCAGUCCCUGAAGAAGAGGAACCUGAAAUAACCAAGGAAAAGCCAAAGCCAGCAGCAAAGAAAGAAGCUAUCAAAGUCAUCAAAGAAAAACCUAAACAAGCCCCCCUGAAGGAAGAGGCUGAAGUCAUCAAAGAGAAAGCUGAACCAGCCCCUAAGAAGAAAGAGGCUGAAGUCUUAAAGGAGAAGGUUAAACCAGCUCCUGUAAAGAAAGAGCCUGAAGUAGUUGUGCCAACUCUACAAAGAGGUGAUGUUGCACCCAUCGGUCUGGAUGUGGAGCUCCUGAACUCCAUUAACCAAAAACUGUCUCUUCUGGAUCUCCUGAGGAAGGACAUUGGUGAAAUGAGAAGUGACCUGGAGUCCACACAAAAUCAGAUUACUCUUUUAAGGAUGGACAACCGAACAAUCAAAGAGCCUGACACUGUCAGCAUGAAAUUAAAGCCAACUGUCUCCAAGGAAAAAGCAAAAACAGCCAACAAAGAACAUGAUGCUCUGAAGAACAUUACCAAGACAGCAUCUAUUAAGACAGAACGUGACGCCCUGAAAAACAUCACUAAACAAGCAAUUGCAAAGAAAGAAAAAGAGGCUCUGAAAUCCAAGAUCAGACCAGAGCACAAAAAGAAAGCCAUGCAAACUGAGAAAGAAGUUGUCAAGGCCAAGGAAGAAAAAGUAGAAGUACCUGAUGUCACCAAAGAUAUUCCAGAAAUAGAGGAGGAAGACAUUCCGUACUUCCAAUGUUUCUUCGUGGAUGAGGAUGAUACUCAGUAUCCGUUCUUCCCCUUUUCACCACCGGUAUUGUGAGCCAAGCCAAACCCUGGAGUCUGAAGUUUGACAGCAUGGCAAAGCCAAUGGAAUAAAGACCUCUGAAGGAUGAGGCACCUGUCGUUCUGAUGCAAGAGGUACAUAAUUGGUCCUAAAAAUCACACCAAGGAGGGCCCAGACAUGAUGAUUUAAGUUAUUUCCUGGAUGAGCUUUCAAAACAAAACUGGAAAACUUCCUUCUUAAAAAUGUUGUUGGUCUUUAUUGUUAUUUUGGGGUUCAGAGCAUUUAAGUGGACAGCAGUUGCACUAAGUUUUGCUAGAAUGUUUCAUAUUGUCUUAAGGCUAUCUGUCUUUUAAUUGAUACUGUAGAUUUGCCUUUUAUUUCAGGUUUCUGAAUAAUAUAUUUUUAUUUAUGCUUCAUAUAUAUGUAUACAUACACUGGCGGCCAAAAGUUUGGAAUAAUGUACGGAUUUUGCUCUUAUGGAAAGAAAUUGGUACUUUUAUUCACCGAAGUGGCAUUCAACUGAUCACAAUGUAUAGUCAGGACAUUAAUAACGUGAAAAAUUACCAUUACACUUUGAAAAAAAAUUAAACUACUUCAAAGAGUCUCAUCAAAAUAUCCUCCAUGUGCAGCAAUGACAUCUUUGCAGAUCCUUGGCAUUCUAGCUGUCAGUUUGUCCAGAUACUCAGGUGACAUUUCACCCCACACUUCCUGUAGCAUUUGCCAUAGAUGUGGCUGUCUUGUCAGGCACUUCUCACGCACCUUACAGUCUAGCUGAUCCCACAAAAGCUCAAUGGGGUUAAGAUCCAUAACACUCUUUUCCAAUUAUCUGUGUUUCUUUGCCCACUGUAACCUUUUCUUUUUCUGUUUCAAAAGUGGCUUUUUCUUUGCAGUUGCAAUUUCUUUACAUGAAACUGGUGUUGAGCGGGUCGAAUUCAAUGAAGCUGUCAGCUGAGGACAUGUGAAGCAUCUAUUUCUCAAACUUGAGACUCUGAUGUACUUAUCCUCUUGUUUAGUUGUGUCCUUGUUAGAACCAGUUGACCUUUGUCUUUGAAGACUAUAGUGUACACCUUUGUGUGAAAUCUUCAGUUUUUUGGCUAUUUCAAGCAUUGUAUAGCCUUCAUUGCUCAAAACAAUGAUUGACUGACGAGUUUCUAGAGAAAGCUGUUUCUUUUUUGCCAUUUUUGACCUAAUAUUGUCCUUAAGACAUGCCAGUCUAUUGCAUACUGUGGCAACUCAAAAAUAAACAUAAAUGCAAUGUUAAGCUUCAUUUAACGAACCAAAUAGCUUUCAACUGUGUUUGAUAUAAUGGCAAGUGGUUUUCUAGUACCAGAUUAGCAAUUUAGCAUGAUUACUCAAGGAUAAGGUGUUGGGCAGGGGCCUGGGUAGCUCAGCGAGUAUUGACGCUGACUACCACCCCUGGAGUCGCAAGUUUGAAUCCAGGGCGUGCUGAGUGACUUCAGCCAGGUCUCCUAAGCAACCAAAUUGGCCCGGUUGCUAGGGAGGGUAGAGUCACAUGGGGUAACCUCCUCGUGGUCGCUAUAAUGUGUGGUUCUCCGUCUCGGCGGUAAUGUGCUCAACAAGCCAGUGAUAAGAUGUGCGGAUUGAUGGUUUCAGACACGGAGGCAACUGAGAUUCGUCCUCUGCCACCUGGAUUGAGGUGAGUCACUAUGCCACCACGAGGACUUAAAGCGCAUUGGGAAUUGUGCAUUCCAAAUUGGGGAGAAAAAGGGAGGGGAAAAAAUAGGAUAAGGUGUUGGAGUGAUGGCAGCUGGAAAUGGGGCCUGUCUAGAUUUGAUCAAAAAUGACUUUUUUCAAAUAGUGAUGGUGCUGUUUUUUUACAUCAGUAAUGUCCUGACUAUACUUUGUGAUCAGUUGAAUGCCACUUUGGUGAAUUAAAAUACCAAUUUCCUUCUGAAACAGCAAAAUCUGUACAUUAUUCCAAACUUUUGGCCGCCAGUGUAUACGUCAAAGAAGGAACAUGAGUACAGUUUUUCCCAGACAGCACUGACAGAGAGUAACAAAACAAUUCCUGAUCAUUGCAGUGGGAUUAAAGAUAAUAUACUAAGAUUAUACAAUCAUAUGCUAUCCAUGAAAUAUUUUUACCUCAUUUUGAUGGGGUGCCAAUUCAGAGCAUUCCUCUCUUUUCUGUCAGAAUUGGGUUUGAAAGUUUGUUUGUUUUGACUUACAAAACUGGAAUGGAACUUACUGAGGAUAUAAUUGAUCAAGUAAUAAAUAAAUGAAUAUUUUAUUUAUCUUUUUUUGGUAGUACCGUUUACAGAACAGUUUACAGAACUAACAGAACUGCUUUAAGGGCUUAGAAAGGCAAGCCCAGUUCCUCAGUUUUUUUUUAUUUAUUUACAUUUUACAAAUGUAAAUGGUUUGGUAAGAUGCCAAACAAUGUUAUUAUAAAUCUAUACUUCACAGAGGAAACACAAGUAUGUUUUGUUCAGUGCUCUCCAUAAAAGGAGACGCUGGAUUUUGAAUAGAAAAAUAGAACUUACUUCUUGGUGUUAAAUCCAGAGAAAUGCAUUAAAACACAAUGCUGUUAAGAACUGCACUUCUGUGCUAUUUAGAUUUUUUUUGAAUUGAGUGCCAUUGAAAGACACCAGUUAAGGAGGAAACAAAGCUGUUCAAAACACAGACUGUUUUCAUCCAAGCGAAUGUAUUUUUACCUUUAUCAUAUUUACCUUUCGCUGUAUAAUUUUUUAAGGUUUAUUUAACAUUAUACCUAUAGAAAUGUGGAAGUGUUUUUGUGCCAGGCUUUAACAUGGGUGAAACUACAGUACCUGAUGAAGAUGUGCCAGUUAAAUAGCACAUAGACAUUUAUAAGAAUAUUAUGUUAUAAAAUUGUCUAUAAUGCCCAUUUUACUCAUACAGAAGACUUUUCCAUUAUGAGACAAAAUGAUAUGCCAGAUGAAAUGUAUUAUUGUGUGUAAUUUGCUGGGACAUUACCCUUUACCACAGUGUUUCUCAAUCAUGCCCCUAGGGGCUCCCCAGCACUGCACAUUUUGGAUGUCUCCCCCUAGGUAUCACACCUCAUUUGACUCUUAGCUGUGAAGCUCAUUAGUAAAGCACCCCAUUACCUGAAUUUGGUGUGUUAGAUGUAGAAUAGUGAGACACAUAUGCAUUGUUGGCGGCCCCAGGAGCCAUUUUCAUGUAUUUUCUGCAGAAGGAGUUAUGCUAUACCAAUACUGAUUAUUAUUAUUUUUUAUUUUUUAUUUUUAUUUUUGACAUUUUAAAAAUAGUUCACCUUGAUAUAUUGUAUGCUUAUUGUGGUGUUUUUAUUCAGCCUGUGCAUGCUUCACAUUCUGAUGUAAAUCUAGUCAAUACAAAAAUGAAUAACUCCACAAAUAGCUUAUUUUUAAUAGGAUUUUGUGAUUGGAAUUAUUUGUUAGAUUUGCAUAGCAUUAAGUUAUACGUAAGCCUACAGUAAAUAUCCUGCUCAUAAUUUUGGCACGGUUCAAAGUUAAUAUUCGAAGGAUAUGUACCCAAAAAGUGUGGAUUUUGUGUUUUAAAAGUGUAUGUAUACCAGACUGGGAUAACAAAACUGUCUAAGGUCCAUAUUUAAUUGGAAUAAGAUAAUUAUUUGAAAACAAAAUUGUAAAAUAAUAUUAUGUUUGUAGAUCCUUGAAAUGCAAAGAAAAGGAACUGGCCAAGAUAUGUAGUGGCCUAUUGUACAAUGUUUAAUUUUACAUUCUGUAUUAAAUAUAUAUAAUCAUAAACUGAAAUAAUUUACAAAGCUGUAAGAAAAAAUCAACAUUAUGGUCAAAUAAGAGGCCUUCUAUGUGACUGUAAUGCCAGCUGAACUAUAAUGCAUGCUCAAAUUUAGCUGAGGUUUGAUUGAAAAGUUCAAAUAAAUAAAUGUUUGCAAAAAUCAAAACAA